Solea solea (common sole) is the source of this 7687-nucleotide messenger RNA. RefSeq names its product cugbp, Elav-like family member 2 (gene celf2). Gene Ontology annotation, cellular component: cytoplasm; nucleus; ribonucleoprotein complex. Gene Ontology annotation, molecular function: mRNA 3'-UTR binding. The coding region runs from base 344 to 2011 and encodes 555 amino acids. The transcript is spliced from 14 exons. The record is from RefSeq and is a predicted model, not a curated record. Gene Ontology annotation, biological process: mRNA splice site recognition; regulation of alternative mRNA splicing, via spliceosome. NCBI's taxonomy places the organism in Eukaryota, Metazoa, Chordata, Actinopteri, Pleuronectiformes, Soleidae.
UGACACUGCUGCUUAUGAGGAGCGAGGACAAUAUUCUACACACACGCAGCAGCAACGACACAUACACAUACACACAGAAGAGGAGGAGAAUGUGAGUGUGUGUUCGCAGCAGUAACUCUGUGUGUGUGUGUGUGUGUGUGGAGGGGGGAGGAGGAGGAGGAGGAGGAGGAAGACUCGGCUCUUCUCGCACCUGUCCUCUCUGUCUCCAAACGGAACAGUCGCGCAGUUUUUGGAGCGCGAGCGACGCUUUUUUUUUUUCUUUUUACACACAUUUACACACACACACACACACACACACACACACACUCACAGUGUCGCCACAGACACCACCAGCAGCAGCAGCAUGACUUCGUCCUACAGCCUGGAUUUCCUGCCUGAGAUGAUGGUGGAGAGUCGCCUGCUCGUCCCCGCGGACAGACUUAACGGCACGGCCGGGAAGAUGAACGGCGCGCUGGAGCAUUCGGACCAACCGGACCCGGACGCCAUCAAGAUGUUUGUGGGCCAGAUUCCGCGCUCCUGGUCAGAGAAGGAGCUGAAGGAGCUGUUUGAGCCGUACGGAGCCGUUUACCAGAUCAACAUCCUCCGAGAUCGCAGCCAGAACCCUCCACAGAGCAAAGGAUGCUGUUUUGUCACGUUUUAUACGAGGAAAGCCGCCCUUGAAGCCCAGAAUGCACUGCACAACAUAAAGACCUUAACAGGGAUGCAUCACCCGAUUCAAAUGAAACCUGCAGACAGUGAGAAAUCUAACGCGGUAGAAGACAGGAAGUUGUUUAUCGGCAUGGUGUCGAAGAAGUGCAACGAGAACGACAUCCGGGUCAUGUUCUCGGCGUUCGGACAGAUCGAAGAGUGUCGGAUCCUGCGAGGACCCGACGGACUCAGCAGAGGAUGUGCGUUUGUCACGUUUUCCACCAGAGCGAUGGCACAGAACGCGAUCAAAGCCAUGCAUCAGUCUCAGACGAUGGAGGGAUGCUCGUCUCCCAUCGUGGUGAAGUUCGCCGACACACAGAAGGACAAGGAGCAGCGGCGUCUGCAGCAGCAGCUGGCGCAGCAGAUGCAGCAGCUCAACAGCGCCACCACCUGGGGGAGCCUGACCGGCCUGGGCGGCCUGACCCCACAGUAUCUGGCUGUAAGGAGCGCCGCCACGCCGCCCACCAUCACCACCUCCUCCUCCUCCGCCCCUUACUACAGCCCAGUGGCCAACGCCGCCGCCGCACUGCUCCAGCAGGCGACCUCCUCCGGAAACCUGGGAGCCUUCAGCGGGAUCCAGCAGAUGGCCGGUAUGAGCGCUCUGCAGUUGCAGAAUCUGGCCACUUUAGCGGCGGCGGCGGCGGCGGCCCAAAACUCAGCCAGCCCCUCCAACGCAAACCCCCUGUCCUCCAGCGCCGCCUCCCUGGGAGCGUUGGCCAGCCCAGUAGCAGGCACCACGGGCAACUCUAACGCCAGCGCCAUGAACUCUCUGACCUCUCUGGGCACCCUGCAGGGCCUGGCCGGCGCCACCGUGGGCCUGAACAACAUUAAUGCACUAGCAGGUAGCGUCAACAUUGCUCAAAUGCUCUCAGGUAUGGCGGCUCUAAACGGAGGCCUGGGCGGCGCCGGGCUGACCAACGGCACGGCGGGCACCAUGGACGCUCUGACGCAGGCUUACUCAGGGAUCCAGCAGUACGCCGCCGCAGCGCUGCCCACCCUCUACAGCCAGUCACUGCUGCAGCAGCAGGGGGCUGCAGGCAGCCAGAAAGAGGGUCCUGAAGGUGCCAACCUGUUCAUCUACCACCUGCCGCAGGAGUUCGGAGACCAGGACAUCCUGCAGAUGUUCAUGCCUUUCGGGAACGUGGUCUCCGCCAAAGUCUUCAUCGACAAACAGACAAACCUUAGCAAGUGCUUCGGCUUCGUCAGCUACGAUAAUCCCGUGUCGGCGCAGGCAGCCAUCCAGGCCAUGAACGGCUUCCAGAUCGGAAUGAAGCGGCUGAAGGUUCAGCUCAAACGCUCCAAGAACGACAGCAAACCGUACUGAUGUUAGCGUUAGCGUCUUUCUGCUGCACACGUUAGCUCUGCUAGGAACAAACCAUCUCCAUGCCUGUUAGCUCAUCGUUUGCCUAGCAUGUCUCCGUCUCCGUGGCGUCCAAACAAACAAACAAACAAACAAACAAACAAACUUUACACAAAGACACAAAAAUAAACCCCGCCCCCCUCACCACCUCCACAACAACAAAAACAAACAAAGUGUCGCCAUCGUCGUGGUUUUUUUUCCGAGAUCACCUGCUCAUAACCUGGCUCCGCCUCCUCCUCCUUUGUCGCCGCCCACUCACCUUUUUUGGAUUUAACCUUUUUUUCUUUCUUUUGUGUUUUUUUUUUCUUGCAUGUGACCUCAUUUUGAAUCUGUUUUGUGGGAGGGGUUUUCAGGGAGGGGGCGGGGCCAAGGGAGAAAACAGAAUCAAUGUGAAAAAUAAAGAUUUAAAAGCCACAUUCGUACGAAGAAAAAAAAACACACAAAAAACUAAAGACUGAGAUUUUUACGGAGAAAUAUUUGUUGUUUUUUUGGAGAAAGAAAAAAAAAGUGACUUCCAUUCAGUAUUGAUUUUUACUUUUCUUCUUCUUCUUCUUUGUUUUCUUUUUUUUCGUCUUCAUUUAAAGUAAACUUGAAAGUUCGCGACGGGAAUUGGCGCGUGGCCUCGCUUCUGGCGCCCGACGACAAACAAACAAACAAACAAACAAACAAACAAACAGGAAACAGAGGGCGGGGCCAGAAGCGCCGUGCACCAGUUUCCCGGAGAAAAUAAGACUACUUCCGCACAGUUUUGAAUAAAAACUGUCUGAUCAAUAUUAGACUCUCUCUCUCUCUCAGAGCGCUCUAAUGGUUUUUACAUUUUUCAGGCAGUGUAAAGUUUUUUGAUAAGGCCAUUUUAAGUGGCUCUGUUUCUCAUUCAAAGUCUAUAUAUAGAACCACUUUUUUCUAGAGUAGUUUCAAGGUAAAAACGACAAAAAAAAACAAAUAAAUAAGAGACAUUUGCCCUGUUUGAGGGGGGAGAAAUGCUACCUAACCUGUGUCACCUUUUGCUGAACUGACUCACAGACAGACAGACAAUCCGUGGUUUAAAUGCACAUGAUGAUGAAAUGACCUAUAUUUUCUACUGUUUAAAUGUAUAGAGGAAAAACAAAGAGGAAAAAAAAACAAACGAGUAAAAAAACCAACUACGAUUUACCUGUAACCCGCGUUAACGUCGGUGCUUCUCGUGAGUUUAGUCUUAAAUGUCAUGUUUUCUCCACAGAAGACGUAAAAAAAUCAGUUUACUUGAACAAUAGACAAAAAGCCUUUCGUAGAAAAAACACUUUCUUAUUUUUACUUUUUUUUAAGGAGUCCCUAUUUGCUAAUUGUUUUUGUUUUGUUUGUUGGUUCAUUAUUAGCUUCUAUGAAAUUCCUAAAAAAAAAUAUAUAAAUAUAAAUCUAUAUCUAUAUCUAUAUAUAUACAUACAUAUAUAUAUAUAUGAAAAUGUCAGCUUGUGAAGCAUCAAUGUCAUUAUGAUUUUAGAUUUUUUUUUUAUUCUCUCGUGGGAAACAAUAUUUAGGUGUGUUUUUGUUGUUUGGGCAAAAAAUGUCUUAAAAUAAAUGAAAAUAAUAAUAAUAAGAAAAAAAAAAGGAGAAUCCGUGGAGUUUAGUGCCAAAUCCUGAAGGUACUUCCUGCCGAGCGUCCGUGUAUUUCUUGUGAAAAUGAUUUGAUAACAUGGGUAUUUUAUUAUUAAGUGUUUUGUAUGGAUCCUCAUAUUUAAAACAAACAAAAAAACUAUAGAUUUAAAAAAAAGAGUUUGUUAACUUGCUAUUCUGUGGUCUUGUUGCCUGAAAAAUGUCAAUGUUUGCUUUUAUUUUUCCUGUUUUUUCUUUGUAAAGAUGUAAAAAAAAAAUGUGUCACAUAUAUAUAUAUGAAUAUAUAUCUAUACACACACGCACACACACACACACACAUGGACACACGCGCGCCUCACAGUUUACUUUGUUGUUGUGCGCGAGAGCCUCUGAGCCGACCACGCCUCGACAGCGACCGCUGCGGCCCGCCUCCGCGCACACACGCGCACACACACGCACACACACACACACGCGCACACACGUACGAGGAUCACGCACUGAUAUUUUUAGCCAUUGUACAGCCGUUUACUCAUCAAAGCCUUACCACAGAUCUUUGCACUGCUGUUCUCUCGAUGUAUCGCACACACACACACACACACACACACACACACACACACGUGUCAGGCUUCAGUGUUUGUGGUUUUAUUUCCUUCUUUUCUCUGAGAGUUCGUACGCGAAGCCUUAUUCUCUCCAGACUUCUCUUAUUUCUUUGUGUGUGUGUGGGGGUGAGAAACCUCCUGAUUUGUAGCCGGCGGGCGUUUGUCGCGUUUGUCGCGUUUGUCGCGAUCAUUAACUUCUCAGACGACGUCGGCUUUCAUGAUGUAAGCACAGAGCAAGACGCGUUUGCUCGUCCACAAACACGCCGCCGUUCUGUUUGAGGAAAAAGAAAAAAAAAGCACAUCGUUGCGGGAAAGUCGCGAUAAAAGUCGCGAUAAAAGCUACGUUUGAUUUAAACCUCGUUUUUCUUCACGUGUGAGUCUCGUGGGCCAAAACAAAAUCACGUUCAGAUGCCAAAGUGUGUUCUUUCUUCACAGUCGAGCCGUUUACAUGGCACAGCGUUGUCACGAGUCAAUUCAGCUGACCCCGCCCCCAAACCCCUCGUUCUCCUCCUCCCAAAACGCCGCCUCGUUUACGGUCUGCAAAAAAAAAAGCAGCAUUAUUUUCUACUGAAGCUCACCAGUCGCCUUAACCAGUGUUAGCGGAGGAGACGUCCGUCCGUCCGUCCGUCCGUCCGUCCAGGUUCCACUUCCGUGUACAGUCACACUCUGGAUUUUUCCGCCAUUUCAUCAUCUGGAGUGUAGUUUCCUGUUGAUGAAGAAGAAGAUGAAGAAGAGGAGAGAAAACAAAGCGCUCUCCGCCUGGUUGUUGUCUCCCAGGCUAACCGGGGUUAUUAGAACCGCGGCCGCGUGCGGGGGGAGGCGUCUUAUUGGAAGAGCGACAGGGGAAAUAAAGCGCUCGUCGUUGGUCGGGGUGAAGGAAGGGUCGCGGCGGCCGGAAACAAAAACAACAACGCCAGAGACGAGACCGAGGCAAUACCGGCUUUCAUUAUCGUCUCCAAGACCAAAAGUUUUUAUCAUCUCAUGAAGGGAGGCUCCAAGACUUUACCACACACACACACACACACAAGCAGUGCCAUAAUCACCAGCGGCGCCUGCAGUUCGGACUUUCUCCACACGAGCUUCAGCGGACGUCGGAGCGCGAGGGUACGGGAAUUCUCCAGGUUAAAACUCAGCCGUUCACCUCUGUAGAUGUAAUAUAUGCUAAACCUGUGGUUCUCAAACUGUGGUACGAGGGUUCCCUCGGGUACUCGAUGGCGAGAGAAUGAAUCUGCUCGCUCUGUUUACGCCGCUGUAAGCUAACGUUAUAUUUUCCUCCGCUGGUUCUCGUGUAAAAGAGUUUGAGAGGCGCUGAACAACGACGACACGUAAAUCAGACAAUCGUCGUUUUAUCGUAAAAGUGGUGGAUAGCCUGAGGCACGCUAACGGGCUAACAGGCUAACGUUUUACCGGCUCUUCAGAGAUCCAGAGGAAGAACAAACACAAGCAACAGAUUUAAUCACGGACUCAGACUAGAUUUACACACUGCCGCAUUGCUAAUGCUAACGUAAGGUUACCAGAUUGUAAAGAUGAAUUUGAACAACAAUAAUAAUAAUAAUAAUAAUACUAAUGAUGAUGAUAAUAAUAAUACUAAUAAUAAUGAUAAUAAUAAUAAUAAUAACAACAAUAAUGUCCUCUCCACCUGUUUACAAGCGCAGUUACGUUCAGCCAGAGAAGUUUCACGAUAUAUCGGUUGAUAUGUCCGUGGGUUUAAAAUGACAUGUUUGCUCAGUAUUUGCGUUUCACGGAAUCCGCGCUACGUGACGGACGUCUGGAGCUCUUGAGAGGGUGAACACGCGCAGAGCUACCGCUCAUCUGUGGCUAAUGCGAGAGCUAGCUACGUGUUUCACUUUUACUCUGAACCCCUUUCGUCCGUGUUGUUCUUUUGGGAGAAUGUCGGAUCGCGUCUCAUGCCCGGAGCGACUGACACUUGUCGUGUUUGUUUUAAAUUCUGGAGAAAAUCCGUACCCGAUCUUUCGCAGAUUUCCCGUCAGAAAUCGGUUUGGGGAAAGACCCGGACGAAGAGGCGUCGCAGACCAAUCCAGUUUUCUGCGUCGCUUUCAUGUCGGAGAACAAAGUAAUUGCACAAGUCGUCGCCUCACAACUCUCGCACAACUUUUCUUCGUUGAAUGUGGAGGCUAGCCGCCAAGUAGCCGCCAUUUUAGGUGUCCCGUUAAAACAGGAAGAGGAAGAAGCUGCCAAAUGGCGGUGAGUUGCACACGGCCUUUCGUCUUUGUCUGGACGUGGAAGCACAAGCGGGUCGCAGACGCGGGGUUUCCGUGGAGCGCCUCGGCUCAGGGGCUGUCGCCGCCGAUGCUCGUCGUAAAUCUCUCUCUAUCUCGUCACUGUUUCACUUCUCUGUUCUCCUGCUUUUCUUAAUUAUCUUAAGUGCUAUUUAUCAAAUGAAACAAUGAAAUCAGAAAGAACAAAAAAAACACGUUGAACUUGUUGUUUCUUUGCAUUAUGGCUUAUGUCAAAAAGAAAUGUUUCGUGUGUUUCCGUGCCGUAAAAAAAAAGCUUGUUGUCUGUAGAAAUGAUUUUUCCUUUUUCUUCUUCUUCUUCUUCUUGUUGUUGUUUUUCUCUGUUUCUUUUCGAUUCUCAGAGUUUUCUUUUUUGUUUUCCAGUAGUUUAAAGAGUUCUUGUCUCGAGAGAAGCCAAAGUUGAUGCAUUUCAGUGGAUCCUGUGAGUGUGAUGUAUGUUUGUUUGACAACACGUGGAGAAAAUCUGUCACUGGACGGGAUUUAAAAAGUACAAAAAAAUGCAGGCUUUCCUAUUUCUACAACUGAUUGUACUUAUGCAUUUUGUACCAGUGGAAUUUUUUAUACUGGAGAUUAAAGGAUACAACAAAAACAUCUUAGACAAACCCGCGUCUGGCCUUGUGGUGUGGCCUGACCCCGACUGACCCCGACUAUGAUUUCUAGCUGGCAUCGAGAAAAGUUGGCUUUUGAUAACAAGAUUUUCUAGAAGAUCUUUGGCUUUAUUUCUUUCACUUCUUUUUCCUCACUGGAGUGUUGUUUCCUUCUUUCUUUCUUUCUUUCUUUCUUCAGAGAGUAGGUGAGUGUCAGAGAUUUUCUUUCUUUCUUUCUUUUAUCUUUUUGCUUUAUAAAUAGUUGAAAUAGCGAGUUUUUGUCGAUACAACCGCGCUAAGUUUCAUUUUGACUUCUGUAUUUGUGCCGUCUAACACGAUAAGACAAUUAUUAGAAAAAGAAGGAAUAGAAAUAUUUAGUCACCUUCAGUGGAUUAAUGUAUUAGUUUAAUAAAGAGAUCAGCUCCUUAGAAAAGUUCUUUAUUUUUUGAUUUUUGACCUUUUUUUGUUGGGUUGCUCUUAGCUGUUUGGAUUUUGCGGUUUCUCUGUCCUUCUCUGUGAACUAACUGUGUAGCUGAAGCAGUCAGAGUUAUUUUUGUAAACGUAUGUUCUUGUGUGAUGCAGUUUUUUGCUUCUGUCUCCUAUAUUAAACCAUUUUUCCUAAUA